UCCUCGAUAACCAGCACUGGACAGACAGAGUAUACCUGCAAAAACAUCCUCAAUAAAGCCCCACGAAGGGCCGAUAACCAACAUGUCACACCUCCUUCCUCCUAACCUCCUGAAGCUUUUCGCCCCUCGACCUCAGCCGCCCUUCUUAAAACCCCUGACGAGGGACGAACGCAUCCGAGGUCCAAACAACCUUGGGGGUGUUGCCGGCCUUGCUAAGCGUAUAAAAGAAGAAGCCGAAGAUGCUGAGGUCAAGCAAGGGAUGGGCAUGAAUCCCGAAAAAGCUCUCGAUGAACAAAAGGAGGAAAAUGUAAAGAUGGAAUUGAAGCAAGAUGGCGAAGAUGGAGAGGUCGCGGAGGAUUCUGGCAAGGAGAAGAAGAAAAAGACAGCUAGAGAUAAGAUUGCGGAGAUGGGUAUCAUUGGAGAGGAGGCUGUCAAAAUGAGGAAGGAAUUGAGGAAGAAGAGGCAAGAGGAGUACAAGAAGAAUGCCGAGAGCAACUAUAAACCUCAGGAUGACGCUCAAGCCAUCGGUGACCCUUAUAAAACCCUUUUCAUCUCAAGGCUAUCUAAGAAAGCGAACGAGACAGACCUUCGCCGAGAGUUUGAAAUGUAUGGCCCUAUCGAGCGGAUACGUAUCGUUCGAAAUCGAAAGGGCAAGAGUAACGGCUACGCCUUUAUUGUUUAUGAGCGAGAACGAGAUAUGAAAGCCGCAUACAAGGACGCUGAAGGCAUUCCUAUUCACCACAAGAAGAUUCUUGUCGAUGUCGAGCGUGGACGCACUGUUAAAGGAUGGAAACCUCAACGUCUCGGUGGAGGUCUUGGUGGCCGUCCCAAACCCGUCGCCCCAGAAGCCUCCCCUGCACCGUAUGUCGCUCCCAGCAACCUCCGAGGUGGCCGAGGAGGGUUCCGUGGAGGAGGACGAGGCGGCGGUGCUGGUUUCCGAGGUGGUUUUCAAGGGAACAGGGGAGGGUUUGGCGGAGGUAACAGAGGAGGAUUUGGCGGAGGGGAUGACAGAGGAGGUUUCGCUGGACGAGGCGGUUUCCGAGGGGGUUUCCAAAAUCGAGGAGAUCGUGGUCCUGGUGGAUUUGGCCAACAACAGGGAGGGUUUGGCGGUCCAGGAGGCCCAGGUGGAUACGGUGGACAGGGAGGAGGGUACGGUGGCGGUGGUGGCGGCUUCGGCGGUCCCGGCCAGCAAAAUGGAGUUCAAGGCGGACAAGGUGGAGGAGGCUUUGGGGGGGGUGGAGGUUACAAACGCGAUUACGACAACGCCGGUGGACCUGGUGGUUAUGGUGGAGGAGGCGGCGGUGGUGGUGGUGGGUUCGGGGGAGGCGGUGGAGGUUACCAGGACAGGGAUCCCAAGAGGAUGCGGUAUUGAGAUGUUCUAUUUAUUUGAUUCAUUUACUCAAUUUUCAGUGCGGUCCGAUGAGGAGAUAUUUGCGGAAGCCGUACGGAGCAUUGUGGGUGCAUUUGCACAGGUCUAAGUAUGUAAAACAAGGUAUAGCAUUUUCUCGGGUUCUGUCUGUUCGUGUGCUUCCUGUAUCGACCUACCAUCACCACGUUCUUGGCACUUGAGGAAGCCUAAUGAUAGGAACAACAUUAUUUAAUAAAUGGUGGGUAUCGGUAGGUGCCUGUACUCGAUCAGCAAGUCACCCCCUUCUUUUAUCACAUUAUCGACAACUGAAUUGAGGCUAGAUAAAGUGUUGGGAGACUGACCUCAGAGAAGUAGGCGUACUGUAUUUGGAUAGGUAGCAGGCAUAUACUUCGCUUCGAAGCAGUAUGAGCGACGACGUUGCAGAACAAAAAACUGAUACAUCUGAAGCAACAUGAAGUGGUUGCCCUGGCAAAAUUGAACACUAAGUUGUUGUAGAUACUAGCAUCUGAAAAAGGGUGGGUACCGUCAUGGUUACCGUACCGUCGCUCGGUUACACGCAAGAAGAAUGGUCAUCACUGUGAGUGAAGUAGGUAAUCUCUGAGUGUAUUUGCAAACAGCAUCAUCAGAAGUACCAACUCGAUUAGAGGCCUCAACUCCUCCAUGUCAUGCAUGGCGCAUUGUGUCCCUGUAUGACUUGUUCGAUUCCUCUUCUCAGAUAAUCCUUUAAUGCUGUUUAUUAUCCGCUGUUAUCGGUGAUUCGCACAAUAAAACUUCUUACUAUUUUGUGUCCUUCCUCUCACCAGUUUUCCUUA
Molecule: messenger RNA, 2181 nt
Organism: Cryptococcus deneoformans JEC21
Lineage: Eukaryota; Fungi; Basidiomycota; Tremellomycetes; Tremellales; Cryptococcaceae
Product: U1 snRNP 70K protein (short form), putative
Exons: 5
Coding region: 83-1372 (429 amino acids)
Biological process (GO): mRNA splicing, via spliceosome
Cellular component (GO): precatalytic spliceosome; U1 snRNP; U2-type prespliceosome
Molecular function (GO): U1 snRNA binding; mRNA binding
Source: RefSeq, a predicted model, not a curated record